This is a messenger RNA of Botrytis byssoidea, 903 nucleotides long. RefSeq lists its product as uncharacterized. NCBI's taxonomy places the organism in Eukaryota, Fungi, Ascomycota, Leotiomycetes, Helotiales, Sclerotiniaceae. Bases 1 to 903 code for a protein of 300 amino acids. The record is from RefSeq and is a predicted model, not a curated record. The transcript has 3 exons.
AUGAAGAAAGCUUUCGGUAAACUUCUAUUGAAGAUCUCCAAAUACAACGACAAUGGUCCACAGCCACCAACAUCGAAACCCGUGCCGAUAACACCCCAAGAUCCAUCAUCGAUUGGUCUGAAAAUGAUCCACGAUUCUCUCGAUGCAACUGUUGACAUCAUAGCCAUUCACGGUCAGAAUGGUCAUCCCAUCAAUUCCUGGACAAACGGAGAUAAUGGAGUACUUUGGUUGCGCGAUCUUUUGCCUGAGAUGUUGGAAACAUAUCCAGGUGUGAAGAUUCGAGUACUCAGUUAUGGAUAUGCACGUCGAGCUCCCGUCGAAGGCAUCGGUGCUGGAUUAAUGGAGAGCAUUAGAGAGUUAAGAACUGAGACAAACAGUGAAGGAAGGAAAAUAAUUUGGUGUGCGCACAGUUUUGGGGGUCCCUUAUUACAGGCUGCAAUAUCCAUCGCUCCGCCUUUCAGUGAUAUCCAAGUUUCAACCCACGCUUUUUUGUUCUUCGGGGUAGCCAAAAACAUGGGAUUGGAAAAUCUGAGCAUGGUACUUGCGUUGCCAGAAGCCACAUUGAGUAGCGAGAUGCAGGAAUUGAGGAAAGAGAUGAUUUGGCUGAAAAUGGGGAGUGAGAGAUUUGAUCCAGUGUGUGAGCAUUUAGGUUGGAAUAUUGUGUGUUUUAGAGAGGUGGGAAGCGAGGAAGAGAAGGUCAGGCAUUCAGAUGGGGUGGGUGGGAAAGAGGAGAAGAGUGAAGAUGGGGAGGGCAAGCUUGAAGUCGUGGUCAGAUUGGGGAAGACGCAUGGCGCUAUGGUUAGGUUGGCUGAUACUGAGGAUGAGGAUUUCAUAGUGGUGGUAGAGAAGACUAGGAAUAUAGUGGAGGGAAUCACAAAAGGUAAAAACACAGUCGGGAGCUAA